Medicago truncatula (barrel medic) is the source of this 2358-nucleotide messenger RNA. RefSeq names its product protein FAR1-RELATED SEQUENCE 5-like. Lineage: Eukaryota; Viridiplantae; Streptophyta; Magnoliopsida; Fabales; Fabaceae. Gene Ontology annotation, molecular function: zinc ion binding. The transcript is spliced from 2 exons. Gene Ontology annotation, biological process: regulation of DNA-templated transcription. The record is from RefSeq and is a predicted model, not a curated record. The coding region runs from base 1 to 2358 and encodes 785 amino acids.
AUGGCUGAUGGUCCUCCUAUCUCGAUCGAUCAUCCUUUAUUACCCCCUGAUGGAGAGCUUGAUGACGGUGCUGCUCGUGUUGGUGUUUCGGAUUCCGGGACCUUUGAAACAACAAAUGUCGUCGCAAUAGAUGAAUCGACGCCUACUAUCGGUAUGUCUUUUCAAUCGGAUGUGGAUUGUAAGUCUUUUUAUCGUGAAUAUGCUAUCAAACAAGGGUUUGGGAUUAAAACUAGAAAUUCUAAGAAAGGGUCAGAUGGCAAGUUAAAAUAUUUCAUUCUAACGUGUGCAAGAGAAGGUCACCACAAAUCGAACAUAGCACCAACUUUGAAGACGAAUCCAACGAAGAAAAUUGAUUGCUCAGCUAAGAUAACGGUUGCUUUAAAGGAGGGUCUAUGGACUAUUCUGUCGUUUAAUUCAUCUCAUAAUCAUGAGAUAAGUCCAAGUAAAUCACGGUUGUUUGCUGGCAAUAAGAAGAUUGAUAUGCAUGCACAGCGGACAAUUUUGAUAAACGAUGAGGCAGGUGUAAGGGUGAACAAAAGUUUCCGUUCAAUGGUAUGUGAUGCCGGUGGUUACGAAAAUCUAACAUUUGUUGAGAGAGAUGUCAGAAACUUUGUGGCUAAAGAAAGACGCCUUCUCGGAAAGGAAGGAGACGGUAGGGCACUUUUAAAUUACUUUGCUAGAAUGAGGGAAUGCAACAAAGACUUUUUCUAUGAGAUUGACUUGGACGAGGACUUUCAUGUGCAGAAUGUUUUCUGGGCUGAUGCACGUAGUAGGUCUGCCUAUGAGUACUUUGGUGAUGUUGUCACGUUCGAUACCACCUACUUGACAAACAAAUAUGACAUGCCAUUUGCCCCAUUUGUUGGUGUAAAUCAUCACGGGCAAUCCAUUUUACUAGGUUGCGGUCUUUUAUCAGCUGAAGAUACUAGGUCCUUUACCUGGUUGUUUGAAACAUGGCUAAGGUGUAUGUCUUCGAGGGCUCCAAUGGGAAUUGUAACUGAUCAGUGCAAAGCAAUGCAGAAUGCAAUCAAAGAUGUGUUUCCUAAUACUAGGCAUAGGUGGUGUCUAUGGCAUAUAAUGAGUAAAAUUGCUGAAAAAUUGAAAGGAUACGCACAGUACAAAGGAAUAAAAAAUGCUAUGAAAAAUUGUGUCUAUGAUUCUCUGCUAGUUGAUGAUUUUGUUAUUGGGUGGACAACAUUCAUUGAAAAAUAUGGUUUGGGUGAAAAUCUUUGGUUGAAUACCAUUUUCAAAGAGCGGGAAAGAUGGGUACCAUGUUAUUUAAAACAUGAUUUCUGGGCCGGAAUGUCAACAACACAGAGGAGUGAAAGUAUGAAUGCUUUUUUCGACGGUUACAUUAAUGCUAGAACUUCUCUCAGUCAAUUUGUAAAGCAAUACGACAACGCACUUCAAGACAAGGCUGAAAAGGAAUACGAGGCAGAUUUCCGGUCUUCAACCACAAUCAUUCCAUGCGGGUCAAGUUCCACAAUCGAGAGACAAUUUCAAGUUGAGUACACUCAUGCAAAGUAUAUGGAGAUACAAGUAGAAUUUCGUGGGAAAUGCAACUGCUAUUUCAAAGGUGUGACUACAUUGGGUUUUACAUCAACAUACACUGUUCUAGAGGAGAGUAUUGUCUGUGGUAAACCGAACGAAAGGAAGUACUGUGUUGAUUUCAAUUGCGAAGACAAUAGUGUUACAUGUACUUGUUUGCUGUUUGAGUUCAGAGGCGUUUUGUGCAGACAUUCGCUUUUCGUACUUGGUCAGCUAAGAGUGAAACAGGUUCCGUCUAAAUUUAUCUUGCCAAGAUGGAGUAAAAAUGUGAAGAGAAAAUAUGCACACAUGAAGACAAGUUACAAUGCCAAAAAUCUACAACCACACAUAGAAAGAUUUGAAGGUCUUUGCAAGGUAUUUUAUGAAAUUGCAGAAUGUGCGGCUGAGACACCUAGUCAAACGACAAAUUUGUAUGAAGAGAUGAUCAAAUGGUCUAGCAAGAAGUUGGGCAAAAUUACUUCACAGGCAGAUUGUGGUGUGGGAGGGGAUGAUAGCUUAAACACAAUGGAGGACUCAUUAUCUCAGCAACCUGAACAACCAAUUCUCAAUCCGUUAAAAGUUCCACGUAAGGGACGUCCUCGAACUAAUCGUCGGUUGUCCACCACUGAAAAGAUUGUAAAGAAAAAAAGUAAACGGCUAAGAAAAAAACCAGAUGUUUUGUUCUUGGAACCUACAACACAUCCUAUGUCUAUAAAUGAUGGGUUUCAAGCGUACGGUGAUACGGUUAACUACUUCUCAUCCCAACAGUCAACUACUGGUUUUAUGUCAUUACUUGCAUCAGUGGGCAAAGAUGUGCCCACAGCUGAAUUUUAA